This is a messenger RNA of Rhodamnia argentea, 1540 nucleotides long. RefSeq names its product 50S ribosomal protein L22-like. The record is from RefSeq and is a predicted model, not a curated record. Gene Ontology annotation, biological process: translation; ribosome assembly. NCBI's taxonomy places the organism in Eukaryota, Viridiplantae, Streptophyta, Magnoliopsida, Myrtales, Myrtaceae. The transcript is spliced from 8 exons. Bases 235 to 1056 code for a protein of 273 amino acids. Gene Ontology annotation, cellular component: ribosome; mitochondrial large ribosomal subunit. Gene Ontology annotation, molecular function: structural constituent of ribosome.
GCCUCCCUCUGUCCGAGCACAGUCGCACUCCAAGCCGAAGCAACCCUCGCCGCCGUCCCUGAAUUUCGCUCGCGCCCGCGGCAACCCAGCGCCGCCUCUCUCCCUCUUUUGCGGCUCGCCGACUCCGAUUCUUCGCCAAUCUUUGCCGUCGCCCCGCCUAGCUCGCCGAUUCGCCGUUCGAAGCCGAGGCGAGACACAGUUGUUUCAUCUGGUGAAAUAAGAAGCUUAAGAGGGAUGGCUUGGCGGACACAGUUACGAACCUUAAUGUGCCAUGUCGGGGAAAGACUGGAGAUUAAUGGCCAUGCAGCUACCGGCUUCUCUUGUUCCCGUCUGCUGUCUUCUUCUGCACCUGGUGGCGCCUCCAAUUUACAGAGACUCUGGGAAUCUCCUUCUGCAAACAUCCUAAGACCGCUAUACCAAUAUCUUCAACAGGCGGGGAUUUCUAGUUCAAGAAAGCUCCUGGCUGAUUCAUCUGACACAGCUCCUAUUUCUUCUCCAUUAACUCCUAUGUUGCCACUAAGCAGUGGAACAGGUGAAAGUCAGAAAGUGGUUUCUAAGCCUUCAAAAGUUCAAGCAGUAUUGAAAGGCAUAAAGCAGAGUCCUAAGAAGGUCAAUUUGGUCGCUGCUUUGGUUCGUGGAAUGCGUGUUGAAGAUGCAUUGUUGCAAUUGCAAGUGACCGUAAAAAGAGCUGCAAAAACCGUCUACCAGGUUAUUCACUCUGCUAGAGCAAAUGCCUCGCACAACCAUGGAUUAGAUCCCGAAAAACUUCUUGUUGCCGAGGCAUUUGUAGGAAAGGGAUUUUACCAGAAGAGAAUUAGCUACCAUUCAAAAGGAAGAUGUGGAAUCAAAGUGAGACCUGAGUGCCGCCUGACAGUAGUAGUGAGGGAGGUAACUGCCGAAGAAGAGGCUGAGAUAGCAAAGCUGAGAGUAAGCAAUUUCCGCAAGCUUACAAAGCGGGAAAGUCGGCUUGUUCCCCAUAAGCUCAUUGAGUCCACUCCAAUCUGGAACCGUAAAGGCAAAGCUGGCAAGAAUGAGUCGAGUGCGAUGGCUGCAUGAUCCAUUUUAUCCUGGAUCACUGCACUUGUAUGGUUUACUUCUGAUGAAGUUUUGAAACGCCCCUUUGUUUAGAAUGUAGCCAGGUGCGAGCGAGGAGAACCUAGCAAUAGUCCCCAGUACAUUUAGAGGUAAUUCUGAAUGAAGGUAAAUUAAUUAGUGACGUUAAUUACCGUUGGAGGAAGGUAGGUUUUGUUGAACGUAAACACCAAAUCUUCGAGCUCACUUUUGAUGGACUUUAAAACAUAAAACGGAGUCGAAGAGUGAUGGCCUGCUGAAAGUCAUUAGCAGGAUUUUUUUUUUUGUUGAAUUUGUUGCUAUGAGCUAAGGGGAAACAUCUUCGGUUCAUUCUGCUUGAUCUAGAGUUAACAAUUGGCUGCGGGCUUGCAUGACCCGGAACUUGCCUUCUUUCUGAGUCUUCAUGCUAAUAUCAUUCCUUAUUCAAUUGCUUGGGAGAAAUUCAAGGUUUUCUGCAUCUGCUGAUAAA